Molecule: messenger RNA, 1806 nt
Organism: Protobothrops mucrosquamatus (brown spotted pit viper)
Lineage: Eukaryota; Metazoa; Chordata; Lepidosauria; Squamata; Viperidae
Gene: FBXW12
Product: F-box and WD repeat domain containing 12
Exons: 10
Coding region: 106-1497 (463 amino acids)
Molecular function (GO): protein binding
Source: RefSeq, a predicted model, not a curated record
AACUUUAAUCCCGCCUCGACGAAAUGCUCCAUAGCUGCAUUCGGCUGGGGCGUGGAGGAAAAAGAAACGUCUCCGUAGGCCGGUUGUGAGGACGCUGAAAGCACGAUGAGCGCCGAGUCGCUGACUGUGGAUUGCAUUAUUCAUCUCUUCUCGUACUUGGAAGUACCGGAUCUACUCAGAGCAGCUCAAGUGAACAAGGCAUGGAAUGAAGCAGCAGAGACCACCUUUCUCUGGAGAAAUAUGUGUCUAAAAAAGUGGGCUUUCUGCAAUAUUUCUGUGAUCCCAGGAAUGCACUCUUGGAAAAAGUACUACCUUCAUCGCUCAAAACUUGAAUCUAAGAUGACAUCAGGACAGCCUUCUGUUGAUUAUACAUGUAAAACUAUGAGAGGACACAAUGGGGUGAUAUAUGAAAUGGCUUAUCUAUCAGAGAAUGAGCAUACGUUUGCAACAGGAAAAGUAAAUUCCACUAUAUGUACUGUAUCUUCUGAUGGCACAGUCAGGGCAUGGAAUGUCCAAGAGGGUAAACAGAUUUGGUCUAGUCCCCAACAGGAAUUUCCACCAGUAAAUAUUAUCACAUUUCCUGCAUUUAACCUGGCAGCUACAGCAGACACUCAGGGGACAAUCACACUCUGGCAUGGGACUACAGGGGAAGAGCUUUCUACUUUUUCAGUGUUAUCCACAUCAUGCUGUAUGGUAGCCUACACAAUAAAGAAUAAUCCAUUCUUAAUGGUGGGCACUGAAGAAGGCUCACUUUAUACCUUGGCAGCAACUGAUCUAAGCCAAAUUUUAUACAAAAAAUUGUUUCAGAACUGUGGUAUACAGUUGUCUUUGUGUUCACCAGAUGGACAAUGGAUACUUGUUUGUCCUAGUGAUACUGCUUUUUCACCAAAGGUAUUUAACACACAUUAUGCAGUUCAGCCAGAAGAUGAUGAUUUGAUGCUAUCUAGUCCUUUACCUAUUAUAAAUCAUUGUGAUGUGAUGUGCUGGUUACCAGCAGAAUCAGCAAGAAUUGCCAUUUUGCACAAAAAUGAGAUGUGCCACAUUGAUAGCUUUGAUAUAGUAAUUGAGAAGUCUAAAUACAAAAAGAAUGUAACAGCUCAACAGGUUGCAAGCUUCACACUGCCAGCCCAACAGCAGAUGAUAAAUAUGAAAGGAUUUGGCAAACAAACCCUUCUUAUAGCAGCUGGACCAGAACUGACAGUAUACUCUCUGAGUGGGACUGUAUUGAUGGCUUUCAAGGAUCAUCAUAAAAUUAUUACAUCUAUUUGGGUGGAUCCUUUUCAUGUCGUGACAUCUUCCAUGGACCUUUCACUCCGUGUGUACUCCUGGAAAAAUAACAAAUCCUCUUUGUUGACAAGUUGCUAUCAUUUAUUGGGAGGAUCUCACAGAUGGUCAAGUGGCUUCAGAUCUGUGACAUGCGAUGAUGUCAGUAUUGUUGGAAUAGUGGCUGGAAUUGAUGGCAAAGACAUUUUAAGAGCAUAUUCCUUUCAUCUGUAGGAGUUCUGUGCACUUGUUUCACUCUAAAUCUUAUCCACCAAGUUGUCCAACUCAAAUGAUAAUAGAAGCAUGAUUGAAACCACUACAACUAAUUGACUGAAGUGAUCAAUUACAUUUUCAAUAACCAAUUUGACUAAAUUCCACUUGACUUGAAAAAGACCUACAAGAGCUUUGUUUAGCUUUAUUAAAUGUACCUUAUACCUUAGAUGUGUGUGUGUAUAAUUUUACAUUCUGUGUUUACAUAUGCUUGUUUUGCUUUUUCUAUUUUUCCAUUAAUAAAUGCUACUUUCUAAACAUUAUUUCUGAAUA